AUGAACUUAAAAAGUAUUAGGGGGUCAAGUUUACAGUUUCUCCUCCAUGAUUCAGUAAUAAAUGGAUGCCCUUCAAUACCUACAACGUUACACCAAUUUUUUACUAGGUUGAUACCCGAUUCACACCUUGAUAUCAGCCAGGAUUUGAUUAGCAGAGCUUACGAUGAGAAAUUUUAUCGUCAUCUAAAACAACAAUACUUUCAAUCUAGAAAGAAGAAGAUACAGGAAACACCUUUGUUCACUCCAUAUUUAACGAAUGGUCGCUUUAAGGAUUUAGUUGUGGACUUAUAUUCACCCUUCGUACCGCAGAUAGCAAAUCACCGCUUGUUCAGUAGUAAUUCUAAUAGCCUCUUCAAUUAUUUGGUGAAGUAUUACAAACAUUGUGCGCUACAAGGAUUUCAACAAGAGGGAUUGAAGGAAAUAUACAAGUUGAUUCAUAAUUAUUCGGGCCAUGCUUCAAUUGGGCUACUCGUGGAUGCAAACUGGUUGAACUUUAAUAUAGACAUGGCAGACAUUCAGAAUAUCUAUCUUUUUGAUUUGAAAAAGCCCGAGUCGCUUAAUUUGUCACAUUUUCAGGACUAUAGAUCGUUUGAAAAUAUCUAUAGUCUAGAUUAUCAGUUCAAGAUGAAUAGUAUAUUGAUAAACGAGUUUUCUAAUAUUUUAUCUAAAAAUGGAGCGGGCAAGAAUAUCAAGUAUAUUAUAACAAGUGAGAAUUGCCGAAACUUGCAGUUCUUGGGAUAUAAGCGUAUACAGAUUUCAAAAGACAAAUCUAACGUUGAUGAUUUGUUAGCAAGAUACGUUAUGAGCUUAAAUAAUUUUGAAAUUCAGCUAAGUACUUUAUUAGAUAUUUAUCAAAGUAUAUUGCUCAAAGAUGUUAUUGUGGUGAAUAAUUUGGAAGAGUUAUCUUUAUUAUUGAAGGUAUUGACAUCGAUGAUAAAAGCAGAUUAG
Molecule: messenger RNA, 948 nt
Organism: Debaryomyces hansenii CBS767
Lineage: Eukaryota; Fungi; Ascomycota; Pichiomycetes; Serinales; Debaryomycetaceae
Product: DEHA2G22616p
Exons: 1
Coding region: 1-948 (315 amino acids)
Source: RefSeq, a predicted model, not a curated record